UAUAUAUAUCUCCAAGCAGCGUUCGUAUGUAAUAAGACUUGUGUGAUACUCUGCAGGCCACCUAGUUAUUAUCAUCUUCCUAUCAAAGUCAUUGUCACUUUCCUUUGAUUGUUUUUGUGUCAAGAAUCUGCCAGAAUAGAAUUAAUUAAUGGGAAGUUUUUCUUAUUCGAAUAGGAAUUUAAGGAGGGGGUUAAAUUUUUUCUAUAUAUUUACAUUUAGGAUUGUUCUCCUUAUAUUGAAACCAAUGAAAUUGAGAGGUACUUGUAUAUGCUAACUAGAAAACUAAGCACAAGAGGGGAAAUACUUAAGUUUCUGAGCUAGUUUCCAAGUUUGAUAUGGCCAAUGCAGCAUACCCUUGUGAUGAGUUGAGUAAUUCUGAUAAUUCUUUGAUGAGUGUCGAAGGAGGGAAUGCGUGGAAAAAAGAGCAAGUUCAUAAAGAGGAAGAUUGGGGACAGGCUCGAGGAACUGAUUCCCUUGGUUCUGAUUAUGGGUCUUAUGAAGAUGAUGGAUUUAUUUUCUCCAAGUACCUGCAACAAGAACGGCAACUGCAGGCAAUUUUGGGUUACGGGCUUUUUGACAAUCUAAGGUUUGAUGUCUUUUCUCCCGCACUUGAAUCAUGCAUGGAUGAGAUUGCAGAUAUCAGUGAGACAUCCUCUAGAAUUCAAGAUGUUGUGACGCCUGAGAAGGAAAAGAGGUAUCCACAAUCUUUAGCAUCACUUCAGCUGCUUACAAGUCAUGGUAGAGGAUUCAAACGAUUGAAUGGUGGGCGAAUAAUUGAGCCAAGCAGUGAAUCAAUAUGCAUGAAGGAGUCGAUCCAUAGACUGUCAACUGUAGAAAUCAUGAAGGUUGCUGGUCAAAGGUUCAUUCAGUCCUUUUCCGAGAAAGUUGAUGUUGUGCCGUUGCUUAACAAUCCCUUUGAUAUUUCGUUCUCUGGAAUUUCUAAAGAGGAAAUGGAAGAUGUAGAGCUUGUUGAUAUCCUUCUAGCUGCCGCAGAGAAGGUGUGCUGCCAAGAAUUUGAACUUGCGAUCAAAUUUCUCAGCAGAUGUGAUCGAUUGUCUUCCAUUAAUGGAAAUCCUGUUCAACGAGUAGCUUAUUAUUUUUCUGAAGCUCUUCGAGAGAAGAUUGAUCAAGAAUUGAAGGGCUUUAAAAAGGAGUUUUCAUUUGACAUGGAACAAAUAGUGAUGGAUGCUAGCUCUGCAAGUCUGGCUCACCGCCAAGAAGUUCCCUUUUGUCAGGUUGAACAAUUUGCUGGAAUUCAAGCCAUUAUAGAAAAUGUGGCUGAGGCAAAAAAGGUUCACAUAAUUGAUCUUGGCAUCAAAUGUGGAGUGCAAUGGACACUUCUGAUGCAAGCUCUUGCAUCACGACAUGAAUGCACUCUUGAGCUUCUCAAGAUAACUGCAGUGGGAUUUUCUUCAAGUCAAACGGAGGUUUCAGGUAAAAGGUUAAUGGGUUUUGCCCAAUCUAUGAACUUACCUUUCUCUUUUAGGGCUGUCAUAAUAUCAGACAUUCUUGACCUCAAAGAAGAUCAAUUUGAGCUUGAUACUGAAGAAACAGUUGCUUUCUACUCUGAGUUUUUCAUUUUUAACCUGAUUGCACAACCGGAUCAUCUGGAUUAUUUAAUGGGAGUAAUCAGAAACAUCAAUCCAUGUAUAAUGGUGGUCACUGAAGUUGAGGCAAAUCUAAAUUCGCCGGCAUUUGUGAGCCGUUUUAUUGAGGGUCUUUUCUUUUAUGGUGCAUACUUUGAUUGCAUUGAUGCUUGUAUGGAAAGGUAUGAUAAAAACAGAAUCAAUACAGAAAAACUCUUAAAUCUAGGAAUCAGGAGUCUUGUGGUGGCUGAUGGAAAUGAACGGAGAGCCCGCCAUGUGAAGAUUGACGUUUGGAGGGCGUUCUUUUCCCGUUUUAGGAUGGAGGAAAAAGAUCUUAGUAUGUCUUCCUUGUACCAAGCGGAUCUGAUGGUCAAGAAUUUUGCCCGUGCGAGAUCUUGUACACUUGAUAUGAAUGGGAAAAGCCUAAUUGUUGGGUGGAUGGGAACGCCAAUUCAUUCACUUUCAGUUUGGAAGUUCCUUUGAUCAGGCUCAGUUCCAACGUCUGUAUUUUUCAGUUGCCAACAAAAAAAUUGUUUAUUGGUCAGGAACUUAGGAUAUAUAAGCUGGACAUCCUAUUUAUGACAAGUUGUUGUCUGUAAUCUUAAGGGAUCAAUUUUCCGGUUAGAGUUCCCUGUUGCAUCAUCAUUGUCUCUCCUCCAUCUUUAUUGAAUUCAGAAGAUCGUGAAUGCGCUAUGAUGAUCGCGGCCUUGCAACCUCAAGCCAUCAACAUCAUUAUUACUAUGCUUGUUAUUUUAGUUUUA
This is a messenger RNA of Tripterygium wilfordii, 2347 nucleotides long. Its product is annotated as DELLA protein RGL1-like. The record is from RefSeq and is a predicted model, not a curated record. The coding region runs from base 336 to 2069 and encodes 577 amino acids. Gene Ontology annotation, molecular function: DNA-binding transcription factor activity; sequence-specific DNA binding. Lineage: Eukaryota; Viridiplantae; Streptophyta; Magnoliopsida; Celastrales; Celastraceae. The transcript has 2 exons. Gene Ontology annotation, cellular component: nucleus. Gene Ontology annotation, biological process: regulation of DNA-templated transcription.